AAAUUUGCUUCACUCGGCAGUACGCAGCAUGACCCGCGUACUGCCUUCGGCGCUACUAUAUCAUUGCACAGAUAAUUGCGAUCAUUGCGUAGAUCCUGUUUCGCUAAGUUGUCAGCGAGGCUUGUUUUUGCAAAAGACAAAGGUAUCUUAGUUAAAACGGUGAAAGAUAAAAACCGAAAAAUGCCGUUGACUGUGGAAGAGCAGGAAAAGGCAUUUUGCUGGGAGGCAGAUCCGCUUUAUUUCAAUUUCCACAAUGAAAUUCCCGGUAAGGUACGAAUGCAUACAAGAAAAAUGGAGUGGAAAGACUGGAUUAAAAUUGACAAAACAUAUCCUGCACAAAUGAAACUUCGAGGGGAGCUUCUUGAGUCCACUAGAGACACUGUUUUUGUCACCAAUCACGAGGAAUCUACAAAGCUUGCCAAACAGGAAUUGCUGGAGAAAAUUAUUGAUUAUUUGCCCUCGCGCUUUCCAGACAAAUUUGAGAAAAGAGAUGGUGGGAUUUACAACAAGAUUCUUGAUGAAACUGUUUCAGCAGAUUGUAAUGAUUCUAUCGAUCCUCUUAUUCGUGCUGGCAGACUAACCCAAGAGGACUGGGUGAUACUUGAAUGGGAUGAAGAUUUAGACAGCUAUAAGCUAACUGCAGGCAUUGUUUACUUUCCGAUGAGGUGGUCCUUGAAUGAUAAGUGGAACAAAGGUAUGCCAGGCAUUCAUAAGCCAGUCAAAGGUUUCAUGAAACACUUAUUAAAAAAUGUCCAAAGUUUAUUCAAGGCAAUGACCCCGGCUGCCCCAGUAUGGCGGGCAAACUGGGCUGUGUUCAAUGAUGUUGCCGGACCAUUGGAUCUAUACACACCGACUGGUCACCGUGAUCGUAACAAGACUAAUCAAGUCACUGUAUAUGAAGGCGAGGCUACUGGAAAGAAGCUGAUGUAUCGUGCUGAAUACCAAACACUUGUAAAGCUCCCAAAAAGCAAAGCAAUUGUUUUCAGCAUUCGUACUUAUCAAAGAUAUUUGUCCGAUUUUAGAGACUACCCGGUCCGUGAUGCAGUGGCUUUGAUACAAGCAAUCGAAACUCUAGACCAAGAUUUUUAUGUUUACAAGGGCACCGAAUUUUGGAAAGAUGCCGCCAUCAAGUAUCUCAAAUUAGUUAAAAAGGAGAAGGAAGGGAAAAAUUGGUCACCAUAUUUCCUGGCUGGUGCUGCGAUUGUUUGCGGGGUAGCCCUUGGUGUAGCUUUUAAACGUUCCAGAUAAAUGCCCUUUUCUGUUUGGACUUUAAUGAAAUUUACUUGGGGGCUUAUUAAGCUUUGAUACUUAAGACAUAUUUUCUAUAUAAUAAACGUAUUUUAGAAAUAAAUUUGAAUUAUAAUGGUUACUGAACUGGUCUUCAGAUAUUGAUUGUUGAAUAGAUUAUUUUGUACGUAAUAAGUCAUUUUAUAGAAUCUUGGUACAACUGUGAAUGGUUCAGUCGUCAAUAACAACAACUCAACUCAACGUAUCUCAGUUUCGUUUCACCAACUCUCGUCACUGUUCCAUCAAUGAAAACGCUCAAUUAAUGUAGCCCAGUGAGUUGAUCUCUCACCAACGAACUCCUUUUUACUGUACCGUUGAAAACCAAUAUAUCCCAAUGCUUGCAGAAGCUGUUCAAAACGCUCCACUUUUCUUCACAUUGAUUGCGUUACAAUACAGCUUUUUUUAAUUUAUUACCAUCCAAAGAAUCCUCUAAAAAAUGUCUAGAUUGUACUUUCAGUGCUUCCUCGGUUAAGUGUAAACUUGAAUAUGUGACGUCAACACUAUCUGGUUACGCUUGAGCCUUUGCAAAUCUCUACAAUCUGGGUAGAAAUGCACCUAAAUCUUCCCCAUCAUUAACUGCGAGCAUCUUUGUAACUUUCAUUUUUAGAGCCCCCGCAUGCUCAGGUAUAUCAAAAUUUGACUUGCUAUCUUCCAUCUUUUAUAAUAUCAGCUUAAUCUCCAUUCAUCUACAAACUCUCUUGCCUUAAGUUGACGCUCUAUUAGCUUUUGAAAUAUUUACCAUACCUCUUUCUUGUUCUGCUUUUUCUUAUUUUUUUUAACAGCUCUCUCAGCAGCCUAGACACUCUUAUUUCCUAAUAAACUCUGCUAGGCUUUCAAAUGUUGCCCCUACCUUUACCAAAUUAUCCAGAUCUAUGUCUCCAUUCUACUACUAACUACUCUCCUGAAAAUGAAGCUUCAAGUCUGAACACAAAUGAACACCCACUAAACAAACCAUCCAAGGUCACCUCAACAACUUUGACUAUCUUUCUGCUAAAGAGAUGUCUAUAGACAAGUUAAGGGCAUCCCGAGGUUCAGGAGUAAUUGGCACCCCAAGUUUCCCCUGUCCCAAAUCAGAUCAUUAUGCCCUAAGUUAAAUUCCCCUAAAAUGUAUUCAUUGGGAAGUAUACCAUUGUAGUCUUUUAUGUUGAAUGCCAACAUGUAAAAUGUAUUAGGGCUACUCGAGCCAUCUUAACAUAGUGCAUUCCUUAUUGGAGUUUGAGCAGUUUUCAUAGUUGAGAAAAUAUUCACCGAGUUAAUAACACUUUUUUCUCUAUAUCUUGAUGCUUUUAUUUGAUUGUUAAUAUUGCGAAUACUUGUUGAUUUUUAAAUGAUUGAUAAAGCGUUUAGCUUCAUGUUACGUUUGUUGAAUUAUGUAUUACGUUUGUUGAAUUAUAACUAUGUACCUUUGUAGUUGUAAUUAAUUUCGUAAUAAUUAGUCCAACUUAAUGUAUUCUUUGUUGUAAAAGUGUAUUAGCCAUGUAUUAGAUAUAGAGUCGCGAGGACCAUCUCGGCCUACAUGCUAACGAAAUAAAAAUAAAGAAAAUAGAAAA
Rhopilema esculentum is the source of this 2837-nucleotide messenger RNA. RefSeq lists its product as uncharacterized. Lineage: Eukaryota; Metazoa; Cnidaria; Scyphozoa; Rhizostomeae; Rhizostomatidae. The record is from RefSeq and is a predicted model, not a curated record.